AUGUCCAUCAUCGACGACGAGAAGAAGUUCGAGGUUGUUCAGAAUGAGGUGAUGAGUGACGGCGUCGACAGCAUCAUCGACGACCGCCUCAAGGUCGAGUUCCCUGCCAGCCUCGCGGCUCUCACUGCCGAGGAGCUCGCUGCCCUUGACCGCGCCACCACUCGCAAGGUCGACAUCCUUCUGAUGCCUACCUUGCUCACCCUCUACACGCUCAACUACCUUGACCGUAACAACCUCCAGAUGGCCAAGAUUGGCGGCAUGACCACGGACCUCGGCAUGACGAGUACGCAGUACGCCACCUGCGUGUCGGUCCUGUUUGCCGGCUACGUCUCGCUCCAAGUCCCCUCCAACAUGAUCGCCUCGCGACUCUCGCGCCCCGGCUCCUACAUCUGCUUUAUGUGCGGCCUGUGGGGUGCGGUCUCUGCAUGCACUGGCGCCGUCAAGUCGUACGCCGGCCUGGCCGUCUGCCGCACCGUCCUUGGUUUCACAGAGGCGGCAUUUUUCGUCGGCGCGCUUUACCUCCUGUCUACCUUUUACACAAAGGCCCAGCUCGCUCUCCGUACCUCCAUUCUGUACUCUGGCCUGCAGCUCGGCAAUGCCUUUGGAGGCCUGUUCGCUUUGGCGGUGUUCAACCUCGACGGAGCCCACCACAUUGCCGGCUGGCGCUGGCUGUUCAUCGUCGAAGGAGCCCUCACCGUCGGUGCCGCCUUUGUGUUUGCGGGGUUUAUCCCCAACACGCCCAAGACCAUUCGCUGGCUCACACCUCUGGAGCGCGACCAGCUCGUGUAUCGCCUCGCUGAGGAUUUCGGUUCAUACCACGAACCGGGUCCCUUCUGGCCCAGCGUGCGUCUCGCGCUCACCGACGUCAAGAUGUGGCUGUUGCUCUUGUGCAUGCUCCUCAAUGCAAUCACGUCGGCUGCCACCAACUUUUUCGCCCUCAUCAUCGACUCGCUCGGCUUCAACCGCUCCACCACGCUCCCACUCACUGUUCCGCCCUACAUCCUCUGCAUGGCCGUGAUUCUCGCGUAUUCAUGGCACUCGGACAAGAAGCAGGAACGCGCGCUGCACAUUGCCAUUCCCUACGCCAUCGUCAUCGCCGCCAACAUCAUCGCCAUGGCCACCACCAACACGGCCGCGCGCUAUUUCGCCAUGAUGCUUAUGCCGAGCGCAUUCUACGCGCCCGCCGUCAUCGUCUAUUCGUGGAUGUCGACCUCUAUCACUGGGACCAGCACCAAGCGCGCCACCGCCAUGGCCCUCAUCAACGCUUCGGCCAACACGCCCAGUAUCUGGACGUCGUACCUGUACUCUGGCCAUGAGCCGCACUACUAUGCGGCGUUUAGCGUCAACAUUGCCGCGUCGCUCCUCGCCAUCGUUUUCGCAGUCGCUACAGGCCAGUACCUCAAAAAGCUCAACAGCCGCCUCGACAAGGGCGAGGAUCUCGGUCCCCAGGGCCCCACUGAAGUGCAGAAGCGCGCUGGGUUCCGCUUUGUCGCGUAG
This is a messenger RNA of Apiotrichum porosum, 1497 nucleotides long. RefSeq lists its product as uncharacterized. The coding region runs from base 1 to 1497 and encodes 498 amino acids. Gene Ontology annotation, cellular component: membrane. NCBI's taxonomy places the organism in Eukaryota, Fungi, Basidiomycota, Tremellomycetes, Trichosporonales, Trichosporonaceae. The record is from RefSeq and is a predicted model, not a curated record. The transcript has 2 exons. Gene Ontology annotation, biological process: transmembrane transport. Gene Ontology annotation, molecular function: transmembrane transporter activity.